AUGAAGCUAGACGCGGCAAUCCAAGCAAACUUGUCAUUGUUACAAGGAUUAAUUCUUCUGGGCUGGUAUCAUCAAGUUUGUGGUUCCAGUGGACGUUGCGGUAAUCUCAUUGGUGUCUCCUGCCGCUUGGCGUAUGACCUUGGACUGAACAGUAUCGACCAUGAGAUUCUAGAUUCGAAAGCCACAGUGCAAUGGACAUCAACAGAAGAAUGGAGCAAGAAAGAAGAACUUCGACGAGCUUGGUGGUUGGCCUGGGAGCUCGACAUGUUCUCGGGCACCAUCCUAAAGCGGCCACAUACGAUCGACAAAACUCACAUCAAUGUACUGCUACCGGUAUCUGACGAAGCCUGGUCCUCUGACACACCGGUUGUAUCGGUCGUGGUCAUACCAGACCCAAUUCACGUAUGGAAGACACUAAAGAAUUCACCUAACGACGAUGACAGGGCUUGGUUUCUUAUAGCCUCUUUCCUGAGGGCAUUCGCUCACGACAUAAUCCACAGACGGCAUACAACCGCGCAGACACUAUGCGACUUCCAGUCCUCCAUUGCUUGUUUCUCUCUGAUCCUUCCGCAGAGAUUUCAUCUCUCCGCGAACUGUCUCAGCUUUGACGAAUCCAAUUUUGCAGCCAAUAAUUGGAUCAUUCAAGGUCCUGGAAUGCUAACUCGAGACGAUGAAAGUCGUGCUUCACUUCGACUACUGUGUCAUCGGAAAUUCCCAGAACACCUGGACGUGUCCCUGGAAACGUCGGCUUUAGAAGAUGAGAAGCUAAUUUGCCGCGUUAUUCAGGCAUGGGACCCCGAUUAUAUUGCUCGAACUUGUCCUUUGGUCACUACUACCCUGCUUGGUCCCGGUGCAAUUAAUGCGAAGACAGCAUGCGAGCUUGCAGCAAGUCCAGACGAGAGCAGGCCCAUAUAUCUCGAGAUGUUGAAGCUCGUCCUUGGGGCGAUUGGCUCCUUUUGGCAAAUUGGAGCUUCUGUAUUGGGUGAGCGUUCCCAAAAUCUCACCAAAUGCACCAUCCGUCUGACUCCGUUCCCAGAACUUGUACAACUACUUGAGGCUCGUCGAUCGAUCACCGAGCUUGUGAAUGCACGCAAGAAUGAUCUGGAUCGGCUUCCACUCCUUCUACCCAAAAAUGAUGAAGACCCUGGAAGCUGA
This is a messenger RNA of Cladophialophora psammophila CBS 110553, 1155 nucleotides long. RefSeq lists its product as uncharacterized. The transcript has 2 exons. NCBI's taxonomy places the organism in Eukaryota, Fungi, Ascomycota, Eurotiomycetes, Chaetothyriales, Herpotrichiellaceae. Gene Ontology annotation, cellular component: nucleus. Bases 1 to 1155 code for a protein of 384 amino acids. The record is from RefSeq and is a predicted model, not a curated record. Gene Ontology annotation, biological process: DNA-templated transcription. Gene Ontology annotation, molecular function: DNA binding; zinc ion binding.